Messenger RNA from Coffea eugenioides, 1857 nucleotides. RefSeq lists its product as uncharacterized. NCBI's taxonomy places the organism in Eukaryota, Viridiplantae, Streptophyta, Magnoliopsida, Gentianales, Rubiaceae. The transcript has 4 exons. The record is from RefSeq and is a predicted model, not a curated record. Bases 1 to 1857 code for a protein of 618 amino acids.
AUGUGUGAAAUAGGUGGAAGUUUGCAUGCUAGAUUCAAGUCGACGAGGGGGGUCAGACAGAGGGAUCCAAUCUCCCCUGGGCUCUUUGUAUUAGUUGCAGAGUAUUUUGGCAAGGGCCUCUACUCCUUGUUUCAGCAAGGUCGACACAGGUUUUUUCAGGCUGGAGGAAUUCGGGUACCAUAUCUGGCGUUCGCCGAUGAUGUCAUUAUUUUCACCAGGCUUUCGCGGGAGACUUUACAAGCGGUUAGUGCCUUCUUCAAGCAGUACCAGCAGUAUUCUGGACAGAAGAUCAAUGUGUCGAAGAGUGGUUUUGUGUGCUCGUCUGGGGUGUUGGAGACGCAAGUGGAGUUGGUGUCUCGUAUACUGGGGUUUCAACGGCAAUUUUUCCCGCUGGUCUAUCUUGGUGUCCCCAUUUCCCGGGGUCGGAGUUCCACUGUUGACUUCGAUGGGAUUAUUGCAAAGGUGAGGGCGCGGGUCUGCCACUGGAGUGCGAAGUUGUUGUCUAUGGGGGGGAAAUUAAUUCUUAUAAAGCACGUCUUGAAUUCGAUGCCGCUCUACCUUUUACAAGUGCUUAAGCCCCCCAAGGCAGUCUUAGUGGCCCUGGGCCGAAUAUUCAACUCCUUCUUAUGGGAUAAAUCCCACGACGCUAAACGUACGCACUGGGCGUCCUGGGAGAGGUUGUGUUUUCCCACAGAGGAGGGCGGAGGUAGCAAGACCGUCUGGUACAUGGAAACGGCUAAUCGGUAUACGCGAGUUGGUGGAGGUGCAGAUUACAUGGAGUCUGGGACCGGGAAUGUGGAGAUUCCAUUCGAUUUGGAUGGGCAUGAUCAAAUCCUGUGGGCGAAGUCGGCGACCGGGUUUUUUUCUUUGACCUCGGCUUGGGAGCUGUGCCGACAACGUCGGGGCGGUUUAUCAUUGGCUGGGAUGGUUUGGAAUAGGGGUACACCCUUGAAAUUUUCAUUUUUUGCUUGGCGGCUGAUGAACAACUUUGUGGCCUUGGAUUCGGUGCUGCGACGAAGAGGGCUGCCUUUGGUGUCCUGGUGCUCCUGCUGUCUGGCAGAGGCAGAAACCUUGCCACAUCUUUUCGUCAAUGGACCGGUGGCAAGAGAGGUUUGGGGGCAUUUUGCCGGUAUGUUUGGCAUUCUUCACUUGCCGUCGGAUGAUAUUCAGCUCAUGUGGAGGGAGUGGGCCACAUCGCUGACACGCAUCCCCGCUCAUCAUAUUCGAUGUGUACUCCCGCUAGUGGUUACAUGGUUCAUAUGGCAGGGAAGAAAUAAGGCGAGGUUUGAAGGACAGGCUUUUUCGGCUCAGGAGGUCAUUGUUGAGGUGAGCAAUUUCUUGCAUGACUUGGGACGAGCAAAAAAGUUGGAUAAGGCACAGUUCACCGGCGACCAGGACUGUGUAUGGGCACGCCUCGCUUCCGGCGGAACUCGUAAACGACGACCAGUGGUAGUUACUUGGGCAAAGCCACCACCCCUGCAGUACAAAUUAAACACGGAUGCUAGUGUGGUCAACGGGAGGGCAAGUGGAGGAGGAGUGCUUCGGGAUUCUUUUGGUAGGGUUAUCGUGGCCUUCUACAAAGAGUUUGGGGAAAAAGGAGUACUGCAGGCGGAGGCUCUAGCAGGAGGCUGGUUGUUUUGCAAUGUGCUGAGGCGGAUUCGUCGCCUUUUGGAUCAAGUGGCUAUGUCGUUUACACAUAUAUUCCGAGUGGCAAAUAUGGUGGCAGAUAGGCUAGCUGCUCUACAGGGGGGUCCCAAUCAAGUUUUUGAUUCUCUUCAGCAGCUUCCUAGGGAGGUUCGAGGCUGUAUUGCUAUGGAUACUGCCCAAAUCCCGUCCUAUAGACUAGUGCCUCAGUAG